Messenger RNA from Aspergillus saccharolyticus JOP 1030-1, 1698 nucleotides. It is a transcript of the gene cp9, whose product is annotated as putative serine carboxypeptidase. Lineage: Eukaryota; Fungi; Ascomycota; Eurotiomycetes; Eurotiales; Aspergillaceae. Gene Ontology annotation, cellular component: trans-Golgi network. Gene Ontology annotation, molecular function: serine-type carboxypeptidase activity. The transcript has 3 exons. Gene Ontology annotation, biological process: apoptotic process; proteolysis. The annotation marks the transcript as partial. The record is from RefSeq and is a predicted model, not a curated record.
AUGUUUCUGGCUGCCAUACUAUAUCCCCUGAUCAAUAUUCUCUGGGCACUGCUGCCACUCUUGCGCUCGGCCCGGCCCUCGAAUCGACUGCCACUGCUGGAUAGUAUCUCCCAGUUCGAGGUCCAUUCGCUGCCCGGCGCACCACCUUCCUCUCUUCCUACCAGUUGGGCUGGCCGGAUUCCUGUUCCAGAUGCGAAACCCGGCAAUGCGCUGUUUUUCUGGCUCUUCCAGGCCGAAGACCCUGCGUACGAUGAUAACCUCAUCAUAUGGUUCAAUGGCGGGCCUGGAUGUUCGUCCCUGAUCGGACUUAUGUCCGGCAAUGGGCCUCUCGCCUUUGUGGGCAACUCCACCGAACUCAUAGGCAAUCCGUAUUCCUGGACGCGACUGGGCCAUGUUCUGUAUAUCGACCAGCCCGUCGGAACGGGACUCUCGACGGCGAGUGAGCCCUAUCCUCUGUCCGACAAUGAGGGAGUGACAGCCUACCUCUACGCGUGGCUGCAGUCGUUCUUCGUCUAUUUCCCCCAGCUUCGAGCCAAGCAGAUCCACCUCAUGGGCGAGUCCUACGCGGGGAUAUACAUUCCCUACCUCGCCGCCACUAUCGAGCACCACCAGGCCUCGUUUCCGCUGAAUCUCCGCUCUCUGUCCCUGGGCGAUGCGACCUUUGGCCAUGCCAUCGCCAUGUCCACCAUCCCCGCCGUAGCAUACCUGCGCUCCCAGCAAUCACGUCUCCAGAUCCCACCCGAUAUCCUGGAUGCAUUCAUCGAAGCCGACUCCAUCUGUGGCUUCGACCGAGUACUGGAGCAAGCCGCACGAUAUCCCCCCGCGGGACCCAUCACCAUCCCCGACGCUGCCGAGGACGAUAACGAGACCGACCAGCAAACAUGCAGCAGUGACACAACAGCAGCAGCAGCAGCAGCAGCAGCAGCAAUAGCAAUGCAACAGUCUCUAACCACCCCGGAAGGGAUCCUCUCUGCCAUCCUCAACUCCACCACCUGCGACGGUUCUUGCGCGACAUUCUCCACAGCCUCGAGAUACCUCUCUUCCUCUACCACCACCACCUCGCAACCCCACAACACCAGCAAUACCCUCCAUCAUCAAUGUUUCGACGUGUACGACAUCACAAACAACUGUACCACCAUCGACCCCCUGCCCCUCCUAUCCUCAUAUUUCAGCCGACCCGACCCCCCACCCCCACCCCCCCAUCAUCCCGGCUCUCAGACCCCAAGAACAUACCUCCCCUGCAACGACACCAUCCGCACCCUCAUCCUCCGGGAUGGCCAACUCCCCGCCCCACCAGCAGACACCCUCCUCCCCACCCUCCUCAACACCCACCGGGAGCUGGCCCUGCAUAUCUACGCCGGGGACAGCGAUUUCCUGCUCAAUCAUUAUGGGAUUGAGCUGGCCCUGCAGAAUAUGACCUGGCGCGGGGGAAGGGGCUUCGAGCGGUCGUUCGCGGAUCGGUAUUUUUAUGUAGAUGAGAAGGGGUGGUUGCGUGAUACGAUUCCUUCCUCUUCCUCCUCCUCCUCCUCCUCCUCAACUGGGGGUUCAGCACAAGCAGCACAAGCAGCACAAGCCGCACAACCAGCAGGGCUCUGGACCUCCUCCCGAGGAGUCACAUACCACCUCUUCUGGGACGCGGGCCAUGCGGUGUUUGCUAAGAAACCGCGGGAGAUGUUUGCUUUUGUGAGGGCGGUGGUU